AUGAAGAUGGACGGCUACAGUCAAAUGUUGCUCUAUGCCAGCCAGCUGGUCAUUGCUGUCUGCUUGCUGUAUACGAUCUACUCUUGCAUUCUGCUGUUUCUCAAUUGCUGCCGGGCGUUGGUGGAGCGUUCACAGAUGGAACGGAUUCGCUAUGAUGCCGAGGUCCCGCUCACCCUCGUCAACAAGCCGUUUGUCAUCCGGAAGGAGGACAGCACCGAAUGU
This is a messenger RNA of Mesorhabditis spiculigera, 222 nucleotides long. The record is from the annotation of a GenBank genome assembly. Lineage: Eukaryota; Metazoa; Nematoda; Chromadorea; Rhabditida; Rhabditidae.